UCUAACACACAUUUGGACUACCAUCAAUCAGGAUCAUCAUUUCCACUGCAUAAACAAGUGUUCCAUUAAAGAUGUAUUGACAGUAUUCUCAAUAUAGAAAAUAAUUUGGCGAAGAAUCUGUAUUGUUUCACAAUUUGACAAGUUUUCAUCUGGGGACCCUUUCGAGUACUUUGUCAUGAUGGCAGCUGCUGAAGUGGACUUAAAAUCAGAAGCUACCAACACUGUGCCGGAAGCCCCAGAGCAGGAGCAGAUACUCAACAUAAUGAGUUACUCACAGCGCGGACGAAUGGAAGAACAGCGUUGUGCCUUAGGUCCUGUUACAAUUUGGCAAAUCAAAGCUACAACUACAGGCUUAAACACUGAGAAGCAAAACCUUGAUGACCUGCAGGCGCCAUUGCCAGGGUUUAACAACCAGGGACUUGGAGGUCAUAACCAUCAUGGCUCUACACCUCAGAUCUCUGUGAUAGAGAGUACCCCAGAUAGAAACAGGAAGCUUCUGCUUGCACCAGUCAACCAAUUACAGGUUCCCUCUCAGCAAGACCUCUCAAAUUCAAUCCAGACAGAGUCCUCUGAAGAAGAACAGAAGUUUAUAAAUAUGAUCAGCCAUGGCCAGCGUGGACGCAUGGACGACCAGCGCUGUUCCUUGAAUCCUAGCAGGAGUGCUCCCUGCACGCCCAAACACACAGACAAAAAGCCUGCAAGUACAUCAAAAACAGGCCCAGAUUCUGAUUUGUUCUUCAACCUCUUGGCCAACACCCAGAGCCGUCGGCUCGAUGACCAGCGAGUGUCGCUCCCAUCGUUACCAGGAUUACAAAAUGAUAAAGCCACAUCUAAUGCUGGAGGAGAUUCAAGCUACUUGUGUUACAUGGUCUCUAAAGUUCAGGGUUCACGAAUGGAUGACCAAAGAUGCUCUCUACCUCAAAUAACAAAAAAGGACAUGAAUACAUCUGCUUUAGGCCCUCCACGUUCAGCCUCCUUCAGCCCCAGCUCAGAAAUAGAACGACCAAAGAAUAAAGACACAACAUCUCCAAAACAGAGCCUAAAUCCAGCUGAGCAGGAAGGUUUUUUUAAUCUAAUGAGUCAUUCACAACGUGGUCGAAUGGAUGAGCAGCGAUGUGUCCUAAAUGUCAGUCCCCAGUCCAAGCCCAAACAGAAGUCCAGUGAGAGCACUGUGCCCAAAGGUCCUGAUUCUGACAAGUUUUUCAGCAUUUUGGCCAACUCUCAGGGCCGACGGUUUGAUGACCAGCGAGCAGUUCUUCCUUCCUUGCCAGGAAUAAAGAAUGGAGGUCCCACUCCAAAAUCUACAGCUGCAGAGAAGGACGCAAACCAGUUGUGUUACAUGGUCUCCAAAGUCCAGGGCUCAAGAAUGGAUGAACAGCGAUGUUCUGCCCCUCAAAUCCUGCAGAAUCUGGGUACCCCUUCAACUCAACGUAAAGAUAAUCCCAUUUCACUCUUGUCUGAUAAACCUCCCCAGAGGUCUUCCUCCUUUAACACUACCAAAACUGACCAGCAAGUUCAGGAGGCUUCUCCAGCUGAGCAGGAUAAAUUCUUUAAGAUGAUGAAUCAUGCACAAAGGGGACGUAUGGAUGAGCAGCGUUGCUCUUUACAACCAAGCAGAAGUACUCCUGUCACACCCACACACAAUGGAAGUGCUUUGAAUAAUGUGCCCACAGGUGCAGAAGAUACAUUCUUCAAGAUCAUUGCCUCCAGCCAGGGACGACGUCUAGACGAUCAGCGUGUUGCCCUCCCUACCCAGCCAGGGAUAGGAGGAAACUCUAAAGGAAAAGAAAAUGGUAGAAAUAAAAAGUCUGAAAUCCCAGCUCUACCACACAUCACUGUGGCUGAAAGUACACCAACAACAUCAAGGAAAGCCUGUUCCACUCAACUCAACAUGGCUUAUGCAGAGUCGGGCUCCCCUAGAGCCAUUCCUAAAUCUGCUUCAUAUACCCCUGAGACAGAAUAUCAGAUGCUAAAUUCAUCAGCACAGGUUACCGUGAAGGUGUCCAUGAGCUUCACACCACAGCAGGGGCAGAGGAAAAUAAUUCAACCAUGUACAUUCCCUGAAGUCUUCCUCACUCUGGGAGCCCCAGGAGAUAACCUUGUGAUCCCUCUGAGCCCGGAACCUGGCAGACGCCUGUCCUUAAACUUAAACCUUGUACCAAAAGACGAUGUUUGGUCCAGGCCAUGCUCUCCAAGCCAUGCAAGUCCAAGAAAAGCCUGCUCAAGACCAUCAUCUCCAAAUCCAGGAUCAAAUAAAGGGGAUCCUAAAAAGGGGAAGGAAAAGGCACAUAAUGGAAAGGGAAAGGGGGGUGGCAAAAAAAGAUAGCAAUGGUGGAAUUGUGAGGUAAUCUAUUGAGGACAGCAACAAGAAGGAUAUGUGAGGUAUGUGACCUGGAAAUAAUUGAUAUAUAAGAGUAAGGUCUAUACCUGCACUUUUUGUUAAGUGUCUUGAGAUUACAUUUAUUAUGUAUUGGCGCUAUACACAUAAAGAUUGAUCGGGUUGGCUUGAUAGUAUAUUCUAUUGAAAUUGUAGUUGUAAUUUUUAAAUGCCUGUGCUCACUGAUCUCUCACUAACUAAACUAAUCUUUAACUUUUGUUUAGAAAAAUACUCUGUAUCGAUUUGUACAUUGUAUGUUGUUUUGAGCUUGUGGUGUCUAAGAACAUAUGGCUUUGCUUUUUCAAAUCUGUCAAAAUCAAUCAAAAAUGUUACAUGUUAAAUCAAAGGAUGAAAACUAUGAUAAACUUUGACAAAGCUAACAAAGUUAACCAAACCUGAUUGCCAAUUCAUGUUUACUCUUCACAAGUUAAACACAAUGGAAAAUGUAGACUGGAGCAUACUUCUAAUGUUUUCAUCGGAUGAAUACAAUAAAUUUGUGUUGUGUCUUAACAGCACAUGAUGAAAAUGUG
Labrus mixtus (cuckoo wrasse) is the source of this 2907-nucleotide messenger RNA. RefSeq lists its product as uncharacterized. The transcript is spliced from 15 exons. The record is from RefSeq and is a predicted model, not a curated record. The coding region runs from base 176 to 2326 and encodes 716 amino acids. Lineage: Eukaryota; Metazoa; Chordata; Actinopteri; Labriformes; Labridae. Gene Ontology annotation, molecular function: guanyl-nucleotide exchange factor activity; protein binding.